AUGUUAACGGAAAGGAGAACUUUACAUGAUACGCUUUUUUUGGAUAUUCAAGAUGCUCAGAUAACAGUCAUUCAGUUAGCAUGUAGUGCCGAUGGGGUACCAUUUCGCUUUCUAAAUGACCUUGAUAUCGACUCUAAGAGUGGUGAUGUUUAUUUCACUGAUUCAAGUUCACAAUAUCAUCGAUGGGAAUUUCGGGAAAUAGAUAUGAAAGAUCGAAGUGGAAGAUUGAUGAAGUAUAACCCAAACACGAUACGUGUGACCGUGUUAGUUAGAGGUUUAUCAUUCGCAAACGGAGUAGGUUUGAGCAAGAACAAAGACUUCAUAUUUGUUGCGGAAACAACUCUAUAUCAAGUGCUAAGGUACUGGCUAACCAGUCCAAAAGCCGGAAUAACCGAAGUGUUUAUGAAACUUACAGGACGACCAGAUAUCAUCAAUCGAAACGCUUAUGGAGAUUUUUGGAUCGCGCAAAACCCGACUAAACCUAUUAAAAUCAACGAGGGUGGAAUGAUACUAGAAAGUUUACAUACAAAUGAUAUAGUAGAUUGUAGUGAUGUGAAUGAAAUUCACAAUAAGUUGUGGAUAGGUUCUGUUAUUCAAAAAUAUAUUAUCUACACUAGCUAAAUAUUGUUUGUAAGCCUACUUUUGGGUUAUAUAUAGAAAAAAAAAUGUUUGUAAAAUUGCAUUCGUAAACUUUUAAAUAAAACAGGGCAGCUAAUGUGCGCA
Molecule: messenger RNA, 723 nt
Organism: Chenopodium quinoa (quinoa)
Lineage: Eukaryota; Viridiplantae; Streptophyta; Magnoliopsida; Caryophyllales; Amaranthaceae
Product: protein STRICTOSIDINE SYNTHASE-LIKE 10-like
Exons: 3
Coding region: 1-621 (206 amino acids)
Biological process (GO): biosynthetic process
Molecular function (GO): strictosidine synthase activity
Source: RefSeq, a predicted model, not a curated record